CCAGCUGGGACUUCCUGUGUGUGUGGGUUUGCUGCUGCUAGCGCAACAGAGCCUUAACGCUUUGUGUGCAAGGGGAAUAAGAAAAGGGGGGGAAUCAAAACACAGGCAGGCAGACAAAUCUGGGGGUGGAUAAGUAGCGGGGAUCUCUUUUGCCGGGGCUUUUCUGAAAGCACACGGAGGAGGGGAAAGGGGGAUUCACGAGCAGCCAGCCAGCCGCUGGAGGAGGAAGAGGAGGAGGCUGCACUGCGGAAUAACGGGAGCUAAAAGAGGAAGAGGUUUGUAGCUGCCGCUGCUGCUUGUCGCUGAUCCAGCAACUCAGGUUUGUUGUCUGUUUACAGUCACAAAGAUGGCUGCUUCGUCCUCUUGCAAUGUGGAAGACGACGAGAGCCUGAAGGGAUGUGAACGCUACGUUCAGAAGCAUAACAUCCAGCAGAUUCUGAAAGAGUGCAUUGUCAACCUCUGCAUAGCAAAACCUGACCGGCCGAUGAAGUUCUUGCGAGAACAUUUUGAGAAACUGGAGAAGGAAGAAUGCAAACAGAUCCUGGCUUGGCAGAAAUCCAACUCACAAUCGGAUUCCCACGAUGACGAAAUUUCUCCUCCGCCCCCAAACCCGGUGGUCAAGGCGCGGCACAGAAGGGGUGGAGUCAGUGCAGAGGUGUACACGGAAGAAGAUGCGGUUUCUUAUGUCAGGAAGGUUAUUCCCAAGGACUAUAAAACCAUGACUGCUCUGGCAAAGGCCAUCUCCAAGAACGUGCUCUUUGCUCAUCUGGAUGACAACGAGAGAAGUGACAUAUUUGAUGCCAUGUUCCCUGUCACACACAUUGCUGGAGAGACUGUCAUACAACAGGGAGAUGAAGGAGACAACUUCUACGUAAUCGACCAAGGAGAAGUGGAUGUGUAUGUGAACGGAGAAUGGGUCACCAGCAUUGGAGAAGGAGGAAGCUUUGGAGAACUCGCCCUCAUCUACGGAACGCCAAGGGCUGCAACGGUUAAAGCCAAGACAGACCUCAAGCUUUGGGGUAUCGACAGGGACAGCUACAGGCGCAUUUUAAUGGGCAGCACCCUGAGGAAACGGAAGAUGUACGAAGAAUUCCUCAGCAAGGUCUCCAUUUUGGAAUCUCUCGACAAAUGGGAGCGGUUGACUGUGGCAGAUGCUCUAGAACCAGUCCAGUUUGAAGAUGGAGAAAAGAUAGUUGUUCAGGGAGAGCCAGGAGAUGACUUUUUCAUCAUCACAGAGGGCACAGCUUCCGUUCUCCAGCGCAGGUCUGACAACGAAGAGUAUGUGGAAGUUGGACGGCUUGGACCAUCAGAUUAUUUUGGAGAGAUAGCCCUCUUGCUCAACAGGCCCCGGGCCGCCACUGUGGUGGCUCGUGGGCCCCUGAAGUGUGUCAAGCUGGAUCGCCCUCGCUUCGAACGAGUCCUUGGCCCUUGCUCAGAAAUCCUCAAGAGGAACAUCCAGAGAUACAACAGUUUCAUUUCCCUCACUGUUUAAGUCAUUCCUGCUGGCUGCCUUUUAUGUUAAAAACUUGUGCACUUAAAUUUUGACCCAUGCCGUUCCAUAGCUUUUUGAAGAAAACAAGAGACGUGUGUAUUUUAUGUAUAUUUUUUAAACGAUCAUGUCAGGGGCACUAGAUAUCCAAUCAUCAUCUUUGUUAUUAUGUUAGAAAAAAGGCAGUAGAGAGCUCGAUGAAAGUGGCUUUCGUGAACUAUUUGUAGGAUUUUUUAAAUUUGUUUUUUCACAUCCUGAAUUACAUUCCUGGUUGCCCUGGUCAUGAUGCCUAUCAGAAUGCAAUUAUAAACACUGAAAACCACACAUUUCAGCAUUUAUUUUACCUAAGUGUGCUGAACAGCUGGUCGUAUCUAUGUUUCGUCAAACUGUAAAACAAAACACCUAAACCCGCAACUACUUAACUUGAAUAUUCAUCUUCAGAAGUCUUCUUAGGCGGAUUAGACGUUUCCUAAGACCCUCCCCCCCAAAUUUUUUUUACAAAAUCCCCUUUUAACAUUUGUGAGAGUUGAUUAGCGAAUGGAGCCAUAGUCCAACAAGGAGCAACAGGCACAUAAGCUCAUUGAAAUCACCAGGCUUAAGCUACAGAGAGAGUUGAAGGAUAUUCAAAACAGACUAACACCAAAACAAAUCUCCCUUUUAUGAAUAUCCUACCCUGAGUGCGCUCAUCAGUGCGAUAAGGUUUGUUUUCCCUUCCUUUUUGGAAGGGAAAACUCUGCCCUGAGAUCGGUGGCUCAAAAUAGCAACAUGGUGUAAGAAGUGGGUGGGACCUCAGCUUUGCUGCUCCACAUCAAAGCUCCUUCCUGCGUUAAGGAUACCGUAGCUCCACACGGCUCAGGAAUUUGGCACCAGUGGCGAGGGAGGCUGCUUUUGGCACAGUCACGUAGCAGGUGACUUGGGCAUGGCAAUGGGACACUGACACUGCCAGAACUGAAAUACCUUUGGGGGGCAAUUAUAUCUGUUACGCUGUUUCCUCUUCUGAAUCCAGCAUGUUAUUGAGGAGGGAGCUGCCUUACACUGAGUUAGACUGUAGUUCUACUCAGCUACAUACUUUAUAGCCUCCUCUGACUGAAAGGUACCGUAUUUUUUGCUCUAUAAGACUCACUUUUUCCCUCCUAAAAUGUAAGGGGAAGUGUGUGCGCGUCUUAUGGAGCGAAUGCAGGCUGCGCAGCUAUCCCAGAAGCCAGAACAGGAAGAGGGAUCGCUGCUUUCACUGCGCAGCAAUCCCUCUUGCUGUUCUGGCUUCUGAGAUUCAGAAUUUUUUUUCUUCUUGUUUUCCUCCUCCAAAAACUAGGUGCAUCUUAUGGUCUGGUGCAUCUUAUAGAGCGAAAAAUACAGUAGGUCUCCAACAGAUCUCUUUCCCUCAACCCUGCUGCUCGAGACCCUCUUAAC
Messenger RNA from Podarcis raffonei (Aeolian wall lizard), 2899 nucleotides. It is a transcript of the gene PRKAR1B, whose product is annotated as protein kinase cAMP-dependent type I regulatory subunit beta. Gene Ontology annotation, molecular function: cAMP-dependent protein kinase regulator activity. Gene Ontology annotation, biological process: regulation of protein phosphorylation. Bases 347 to 1492 code for a protein of 381 amino acids. The transcript is spliced from 11 exons. Gene Ontology annotation, cellular component: cAMP-dependent protein kinase complex. The record is from RefSeq and is a predicted model, not a curated record. NCBI's taxonomy places the organism in Eukaryota, Metazoa, Chordata, Lepidosauria, Squamata, Lacertidae.